Aspergillus sclerotioniger CBS 115572 is the source of this 1555-nucleotide messenger RNA. Its product is annotated as cystathionine gamma-lyase CYS3. Bases 317 to 1555 code for a protein of 412 amino acids. Gene Ontology annotation, cellular component: cytoplasm. Lineage: Eukaryota; Fungi; Ascomycota; Eurotiomycetes; Eurotiales; Aspergillaceae. Gene Ontology annotation, molecular function: cystathionine gamma-lyase activity; pyridoxal phosphate binding. The transcript has 4 exons. Gene Ontology annotation, biological process: transsulfuration. The record is from RefSeq and is a predicted model, not a curated record.
GUCAGCGCAACGUAAAAGAAACCCGGCAUCAGCCAGAAUUUUCUCUUGUUGUCGCCCUCGGCGUUGAUCUUUUUUUUUUUCCUUGGCUCCAAUUACAAAUCGCAACCCUAGAAAGACCGAGAGCCCGCCUGCCCGCCGUGCAUAGGGUAUAUUAGACGGAUCGCGUCUUGCAGGGGGCCUGUGAUCUCAUCAUCAUUAUCAUCCACCUGUGCCAUUUAGCAUACAUACUACUCGGAGCGACUUGUCAUUUUUUUUAUCUUUCGUUGCUGCAUCUCAUCCUCCCCAGUUUAGACUUUUCUCUCCAUAACUCGUCACGAUGGUUGGCCAUAGCGAAUUUCCCUCCCAGAACGGAGCCUCGGCCCCUCAGGAUCGUCGCUUCGGAACUCUGGCCGUCCACGCCGGUGCUCCCCAUGACCCUACCACCGGCGCUGUCAUUGCUCCGAUCUCCCUCUCCACCACCUUUGCGCAAACCACCGUUGGAAACCCUGUCGGUCUCUACGAAUACACCCGGAGCUCCAACCCAAACCGGGAUCACUUUGAGCAGGCCAUCGCUGCUCUCGAACACGCCAAAUAUGCCCUCGCCUUCUCCUCCGGUUCCGCAACUACCGCCGUCAUCCUCCAGUCCCUGGCGGCGGGCUCGCACAUCGUCUCCGUCUCCGACGUCUACGGUGGAACUCACCGGUACUUCACCAAGGUCGCUUCUGCCCAUGGCGUCCAUGUGACCUUUUCGCCUUGCAUCGAGCUUGAUGUUGAAGAACUGAUCCGCCCCAACGAGACGAAAUUGGUCUGGAUCGAAUCCCCGUCCAACCCCACCCUGGGCCUGGUCGAUAUUGAGAAGAUUGCUGCGGUUGCACACAGACACGGUAUCCUGGUCGUGGUUGACAACACCUUCCUGAGUCCCUAUGUUCAGAACCCUCUGGACCACGGUGCCGAUAUCGUGGUUCACUCCGUCACCAAGUAUAUCAACGGCCACUCGGAUGUCCUGAUGGGCGUUGCUGCCUUCAACUCUGACAGCCUGAAAGAGCGCCUUGGUUUCCUGCAGAACGCCAUUGGCGCCGUUCCCUCCCCCUUUGAUUGCUGGCUCGCCCACCGUGGUCUCAAGACCCUCCACCUGCGCGCGCGCGAGGCGACCACCAACGCGACGGCUGUCGCCAAGGCCCUCGAGGCCUCUCCCCACGUCAUCUCCGUUAACUACCCUGGUAUCGACUCUCACCCCCACCGUGCCAUCGCUAUCAAGCAACACCGCCAGGGCAUGGGUGGUGGUAUGCUGAGUUUCCGUAUCAAGGGCGGUCAGGAAGCUGCUCAUCUCUUCUGCAAAUACACCAAGGUCUUCACCUUGGCUGAGAGUUUGGGCGGUGUCGAGUCUCUUUGCGAGGUUCCUUCGAGCAUGACCCACGCUGGUAUCCCCAAGGACCAGCGGGAGGCUGCUGGUGUCUUCGACGACCUUGUCCGUAUGUCCUGCGGUGUCGAGGAUGCGGAGGAUCUCCUGGCCGAUACUCUCCAGGCCCUUGAGAAGGCUGUGGCCGCCACCAAGGUGGGAAACGGAGCUGCUUAG